AUGGAUCUUCAUGAUGUGUUCUACAAGACCAUCUCACAGGAACUGAUCUACGAGCUUGUGCGUAAUGGAGCAGCACUAACUAAUGCACCGUAUAAUCUCAAAAAUUGGGAAAUGAAUGUUUUCUGGAUAGGCUAUGAAACUGACCAUGAAACGCUACUCGUAGCCAACAGUCAACCCAAACGAGAAAAAAGCCACACCAUCAAAUCGACGGAACUUUCUAGUAAUGCUGUGGAGUCACUGUUUGGUUGA
This is a messenger RNA of Angiostrongylus costaricensis, 249 nucleotides long. NCBI's taxonomy places the organism in Eukaryota, Metazoa, Nematoda, Chromadorea, Rhabditida, Metastrongylidae. The record is from the annotation of a GenBank genome assembly.